Molecule: messenger RNA, 1335 nt
Organism: Cygnus atratus (black swan)
Lineage: Eukaryota; Metazoa; Chordata; Aves; Anseriformes; Anatidae
Product: keratin, type II cuticular Hb4-like
Exons: 7
Coding region: 1-1335 (444 amino acids)
Biological process (GO): keratinization; intermediate filament organization
Cellular component (GO): keratin filament
Molecular function (GO): structural constituent of skin epidermis
Source: RefSeq, a predicted model, not a curated record
AUGUCCUGCCGCUCCUACGGCAUCAACUCCAGCCGCACCGCUCGGAAUUUCAGCUCGUCCUCCACCGCUCUGCCCCGACCUCGACGUGGCUUCAGCAGUGCCUCGUGGCACUGGGGUGGUGGCGCGGACCCCCGCGGGCUGGGUUACUUCAGCACCAGGAGUCUCAAUGGCGCGGCAUCCUCCAGACCCAGGAUAGCUGUUGGAAGAUGUCCUCCUCUGAGAUGUGGAUAUGGCUUUGGUGCAGCCAGCAUGGGAUUUGGCUACCGAGGUGCUGGCUUUGGCUACAAGGUCAGUGGAGUCUCCAGGCCGCACUCCAUCACACCCAUCACCAUUAAUGAGCAACUGCUGCAGCCACUCAAAUUGGAAUUUGAUCCCAACAUGCAAACAGUGAAGUAUCAAGAGAAGGAGCAGAUCAAGACCCUCAACAACAAAUUUGCUUCUUUCAUUGACAAGGUUCGAUUACUGGAGCAACAGAAUGAGGUGCUGGAGACCAAGUGGAGCUUUCUGCAGGGUCAAAAACAAUGCAGGAAUAUCAUCAUGCCCAUGCUUGAGGCUUAUAUUGGUAACUCAAGGAAGCAGUUGGAAGCACUGGGGUGCAACCGAGUCCUGUUAGAAACAGACCUGAAAGCAGCGCAAGAGGCUUUGGAAACCAACAAGAAAAUGUAUGAAGAUGAAUGCAGCCAGCGGAUCUGCGCUGAGAAAGAGUUUAUUGCCCUGAAGAAGGACGCGGACUGUUUUUUCUUAAACAAAGCAGAGCUGGAGGCCAAGGUGGAAAGCCUGAAAGAAGAGGUUGACUUUCUGAGAAUGCUCUACGAAGAGGAAACCCACCAGCUGCAGACUCAGAUCUCAGAUACUCAGGUGGUUGUACAGAUGGACAACAGCCGAGAUCUCAACUUGGACAGCAUCAUUGCUGAUGUCAAGACUCAGUACGAGGACACUGCCUGCAGGAGCCGGGCAGAAGCAGAAGCCUGGUACAAAAGCAAGUUUGAGGAGCUCCGAGUCACUGCAGGCAGAAAUGCUGAUAGCCUGCGAAAGACGAAAAAAGAAAUAACUGAGCUGACACGGAUAAUCCAGAAAAUGAACGGAGAAGUCAGGAGUGCCAAGGACCAGCGCUGCAAACUGGAAACUGCCGUGGCCAAUGCUGAGCAGUGUGGGGAAACAUCCAUCAAGGAUGCAAAGUGCAAACUCUCUGAGCUGGAGAUAGCUCUGCAGCAAACCAAGGCAGACCUGGCCCGGCAGCUGCGCGAGUACCAGGAGCUGAUGAAUGUCAAGCUGGCCCUGGACAUCGAGAUCACGACCUACAGGAAGCUGCUGGAGGGAGAGGAGAGCAGGUGA